CUCUUCGCUCCUGGCGGCCGUGCCGGCUGUGCGAGGGGCGGGCAGGCGCGGCCAUGGGCUCCGCGGCGCUGCUGGUGCUGGCGGUGCUGGCGGUGCCGCGGGCGGCGGCCGCGGGGGGCCCGGAGGGGCGCAGCCUGCGGGGGAGCUGGCGGCUGCGCAGCGGGAACGGCUCGGUGUCGCUCCGAGCGGAGGUGCCGGGCUGCGUCCACACUGCGCUGCUCCGCCGCGGCCUCAUCCAGGAUCCGUACUAUAGAUUUAAUGACGUGAUGUACAGAUGGAUCUCACUAGAUAACUGGACUUACAGCAGGACAUUUAAAACUCCUUUUGACAUCAGAAAGUGGCAGAAAGUGAAUUUGGUUUUCGAGGGAGUAGAUACAGUAGCACAGAUCCUGCUCAACAAUGUCGCUGUGGGGAGAACAGACAACAUGUUUAACAGAUAUAGCUUUGAUAUCACCAGCGUGAUCAAGGAGGUCAAUUUUGUUGAAGUCCGUUUCUUGUCGGCCGUUUCCCAUGCAGCAGAACAGAGCAGGUGUCACAAAGCUUACAGCAUCCCCCCAGCUUGCCCUCCACCUGAGCAGAAAGGAGAGUGCCAUGUGAAUUUUAUCAGAAAGGAGCAGUGUUCAUUUAGUUGGGACUGGGGCCCUUCUUUUCCCACUCAAGGAAUCUGGAAAGAUGUUAGGAUUGAGGCCUAUAACCAUUACCACCUGAUUUACUUUUCUUUAACUCCUUUCUUUGUAAAGAGUACGCAGCAGUGGUGUCUUGAAAUUGAGUCUGUUUUUGAGGUAGUCAGUUCCAAGCCAAUUGCAGGUCGUGUGGUGGUGAACAUUCCCGAAUUGCAAACACAGCAAACAUUCAGUGUGAAGCUUCAACCUGGAGAAGGCAGCAUUGUGCUGCUUGUAAACAUCAACAAGACUUCUGCAGUAGAGGCUUGGUGGCCAAAUGGACAUGGAAAGCAAACUGGAUACAACAUGAAAACAACUUUUAUCAUGGAGGCAGGAUACCAGAUUGAGAAAUUUUCAAAGGCUUAUUUUCGGACAGUAGAACUUGUUCAGGAGCCUAUUCCUGGCUCACCAGGUCUGAGUUUCUACUUCAGAAUCAAUGGCCGACCCAUUUUUCUGAAAGGCUCAAACUGGAUUCCUGCAGAUUCUUUCCAGGACAGGGUGACCUAUGACACAUUAAGGCUACUCUUGAAGUCUGCAGCAGAUGCUAACAUGAAUGCACUUCGGGUUUGGGGAGGAGGAGUAUAUGAACAAGAUGAAUUUUACGAUAUUUGUGAUGAAAUAGGAAUAAUGAUUUGGCAGGAUUUUAUGUUUGCCUGUGCGCUUUAUCCAACUGACCAGAAUUAUUUAGCAUCUGUAAGAGCAGAAGUUCUUCAUCAGGUGCGGCGUUUAAAAUCUCAUCCAUCAAUUAUUCUGUGGAGUGGUAACAAUGAAAAUGAAGCAGCAAUUUCAAACAACUGGUUCUCCAUACCUCGUGCCAAAAGAGAGAUGUAUAUCAGAGACUACCUGAUGCUUUAUGUGAAGAACAUACGAGAGAUAGUUCUUAGUGAAGAUAGGAGUCGUCCUUUUAUUGCAUCUAGUCCCACCAACGGCUUGGAGUCAGUUAAAGAAGGUUGGAUCUCCCAGAAUCCUUAUGAUACCCAUUAUGGUGAUACUCACUUUUAUGACUACAACCAUGACUGCUGGAACUGGACAAUGUAUCCUAAAACUCGCUUUGCUUCAGAAUAUGGAUUUCAAUCCUGGCCUUCCUUCAGUACAAUCGAAAAAGUUUCUUCUGCUGAAGACUGGUCCUACGUAAGCAAUUUUUCUCUCCAUCGGCAGCAUCAUGACAGUGGCAAUGUUCAGAUGCUUCAAGAAGUUGGGUAUCAUUUCAAGCUUCCGCAGGGCACAGAUCCUGUAAAGAGGUUCAAAGAUACAAUUUACCUCACUCAGGUGAUGCAGGCUCAGUGCACAAAAACAGAAACUGAAUUCUAUCGUGCUAGUCAAAGUGAAAUAAUCAAGGGAGAAGGACACACAAUGGGAGCUCUGUACUGGCAACUCAAUGACAUUUGGCAGGCACCUUCAUGGGCUUCUUUGGAGUAUGGUGGUAAGUGGAAACUACUCCAUUAUUUUGCCCAGAACUUCUUUGCACCACUGCUGCCUGUGGCGUAUGAAGAUCAAGGUGUGUUGUACGUUUACGGUGUCUCAGAUCUUCAUGGGGACCAGAAGCUGACUUUGAGGGUCGUUGCGCACACCUGGAGUUCUUUGGAGCCAGUAUGUACCCUUGCCAAAGAAGGUGUGAUUGUUAAAGCACAAAGUGCCGUGCCCAUCUACAAGGAGUCCAUAAGUGAUGUUCUGGAAAGAUGCAGAAAUUGUACCAGGAAAAGCUGUGUUAUUACUUUCUGUCUUGUGGGAGAAGAUGGCCUCCAGAGUCCUACGAACCAUUUCUUCCUUUCUUCACUAAAGGAUGCUGUAGGAUUAGAAAAGACCCAGCUUAGUGCUUCUGUAUCCAAACAAGAUGAUACUUAUAUAUUUGUUCUUCAGACCACUGCAAUUGCUCCUUUUGUUUCUCUGGAUGUAGGGAGUAUAAAAGGCAGAUUUAGUGAUAAUGGUUUCCUCAUGACUGAAAAGAAGAAAGUGGUUGUGUUUUAUCCUUGGGAACCUACCAGUGUUGAAGAACUACAAAAUUCACUAACCUUGACCUCUCUGUUGGAUGUUGUCUGAAAAUACUUCGUUUCCUUCUGCUUGUAUAAACAGUGAAACAGGAGGAGAAGAAAAAUUAAACCAAUUUUACUGAAGUUGAAGUGACAUACAAUUUGAGCCAACUGGAGAACAUACUGUCUGUUCCUGUCAUGUGUGAAUUUUAACUGCUGGUUCAAUGUAAAGAUAUCAACAGCAAAGCUUACAUAUAAUAUAUGUGGUGUCUUGAAAGUA
This is a messenger RNA of Neopelma chrysocephalum (saffron-crested tyrant-manakin), 2912 nucleotides long. It is a transcript of the gene MANBA, whose product is annotated as mannosidase beta. Gene Ontology annotation, molecular function: beta-mannosidase activity. The coding region runs from base 54 to 2702 and encodes 882 amino acids. NCBI's taxonomy places the organism in Eukaryota, Metazoa, Chordata, Aves, Passeriformes, Pipridae. Gene Ontology annotation, biological process: carbohydrate metabolic process; glycoprotein catabolic process. The record is from RefSeq and is a predicted model, not a curated record. The transcript has 17 exons.